ACUGUAACUCCCACUUAGCAAUGAAUCGAUGCCAUUGAGUCUACCCAAGUCUCCAAUACUAAAAAAGCGCCUCUGCUCGUCUACCUCAAUAUCAUUCAAAGCUCAAAACACCACACACACGGUUCGAGCACAGGGCUACAUUACCCACCCCUCAUCGCCAAAGCGGGCCUUCAACCGCAUCCUUACUUCGCCCACCUCUCUCACCUCCUCGUCCUUCCACCGCUCACGCGCGUUUACAAACUCAUUCAUCCUCCAUAAACCCUUCAACUCCUCCAUACCUCCCACCAUGGCCCCCAUCGACCCCAUGGAUUCCACCACCCCUCCCCAAAUCGACCGCGCCGCCCUCGCCGCCCACCAACCCAUCGUCAUAUCCGGCCCCUCAGGCUCCGGCAAGUCCACAAUCCUCAAGCGUCUCUUCGACGAGCACAAGGGCAAAUUCGGCUUCAGCGUCUCCCACACCACCCGCUCGCCGCGUGCUCACGAAAAAGAUGGCGAAGACUACCACUUCGUGACGCGCGAGUUCUUCAACGACCUCGUGAAGAAGGGAGGCUUCAUCGAGAGCGCGACCUUCGGCGGAAACAGCUAUGGGACGUCAAUUGCGGCAGUGCAGAAGAUCGCCGAGGAGGGGAAGGUGUGUAUACUGGAUAUCGAAAUGGAGGGGGUGAAGCAGGUAGCCAGCCAUCCGUUUUUCCCGAAACCGAAGUUCUUGUUCCUGCAACCGCCGAGCUUGGAGGUACUGGAGACGCGAUUGAGGGGGCGGGGCACGGACCAUGAGGACGCGGUGAUUAAGAGGUUGAAUCAGGCGAAGGUGGAGAUGGCGUUUGCGAAGAGUGGGGAGGCGCCGCAUGACAAGGUGGUGAUUAAUGAUGACUUGGAUAGGGCGUAUGAGGAGGUGCGGAAGUGUAUAGUGGAAGGGGAGUGGGAUGAUAAGGAGGAGACGAAGAAGGAUUAGGGAUGGUACCUGGCAAGACCUUUGAGACAGAGUUGAGUUUGUUCGGAUCGCCUUCAUAUACCACCGCUCAAAAAUAGCAAAGAGGACGCUCAUAUACAUUAUGGUCGCGUUCCAGCAAUGUUCAGGUGCUACGGUCUGCAAACCAACAAGUGCUCAGACAUACGUUUAGGCACACUAUUUCGCAGUUGGCUUCACUGUAAUAUUACCUCCCUUAUUUCUAACACACUCGAUUACUUGAUAACGCGCUGCAGCACCUC
Messenger RNA from Mytilinidion resinicola, 1209 nucleotides. Its product is annotated as guanylate kinase. The transcript has 3 exons. Gene Ontology annotation, cellular component: cytosol. The record is from RefSeq and is a predicted model, not a curated record. The coding region runs from base 29 to 952 and encodes 307 amino acids. Gene Ontology annotation, molecular function: GMP kinase activity. Gene Ontology annotation, biological process: purine nucleotide metabolic process. Lineage: Eukaryota; Fungi; Ascomycota; Dothideomycetes; Mytilinidiales; Mytilinidiaceae.